CUUAUCGGCCGUAUAUCGAUCAUCGCUACACCUAUACUGACACGCCAAUUGCGCCACAGCUUGCUGGAGCUCAGUCUCUCGUUCUUUGAGGAUUCAUAAACAUGGCACCGCAGCCGAAGAAAGCCAAGGGUCCCGCUAAGAAGCAAGUCCUUCGAGGCAAGGGACAAAAGAAGAAGGUAUCCGUGAAAUUUACGAUUGACUGCACUCAUCCCGUUGAGGAUAAUAUCAUGGAUGUAGCCAAUUUCGAAAAAUACCUGCACGAAAGAAUCAAAGUUAAUGGUAAGACUGGUAACUUUGGUAACAAUGUUACGUUGGAACGUAACAAGAUGAAACUCUCCGUCAACAGCGAUGUUGAUUUCUCAAAGCGGUACCUCAAGUACUUGACGAAGAAGUACUUGAAGAAGAACAAAUUGCGUGACUGGUUGAGAGUAGUAUCUAAAGACAAAGACACGUAUGAACUACGGUACUUCCAGAUUAACAGCCAGGAAGAUGACGAUGAGGAGGAUGCCGAGUAAACUUUUUUUAUUCUUUUGAUAUUCGGUUUCAGAGGUAUCUGUAAAUAAAUGCAUCAAUAAAGAAACGAAAUCAAGUA
Dinoponera quadriceps is the source of this 592-nucleotide messenger RNA. Its product is annotated as 60S ribosomal protein L22-like. Gene Ontology annotation, cellular component: ribosome. The coding region runs from base 102 to 515 and encodes 137 amino acids. Gene Ontology annotation, biological process: cytoplasmic translation. The record is from RefSeq and is a predicted model, not a curated record. The transcript has 4 exons. Gene Ontology annotation, molecular function: structural constituent of ribosome; RNA binding. Lineage: Eukaryota; Metazoa; Arthropoda; Insecta; Hymenoptera; Formicidae.